Molecule: messenger RNA, 6366 nt
Organism: Venturia canescens
Lineage: Eukaryota; Metazoa; Arthropoda; Insecta; Hymenoptera; Ichneumonidae
Gene: Gbs-76A
Exons: 6
Coding region: 2354-4780 (808 amino acids)
Biological process (GO): regulation of glycogen biosynthetic process
Cellular component (GO): protein phosphatase type 1 complex
Molecular function (GO): glycogen binding; protein phosphatase 1 binding
Source: RefSeq, a predicted model, not a curated record
CUAAGCAGAAGAAAAUUUUGAAAAAAAUUGUGUUUUCGCACUUGAUGUUGAAGAACAUUAUCACCAAAUUUGAUCAAUUUCUAAUUAUUUAGACUUUUGUACCAAACAUCCUUAAUCGCACAAUCAUUAUACCCACCGUGAAAAAUAUUUGCAAAAGAAUCUCUGCUCUCAAACAUUCUUUUUGUUUAUAAAAAUAUAUAAAUUACAGAUGUCAGGCAGGAAAAAUAGCUUUCUACUGAACUACAAAUUGUACAAUUUUAAUAAUCAUUAUGCAUUAUAUCGAUAAGAAACUCUUUUGAAACAAACAGAAUCAUUCAAGUAAAUAUUUAGAAAUAUCUCGAAAAAAAUCCCAAUUAUUUUGAAUUCAAUUGAGAUAAGCUGACCAUGAAUCGGACCAAAGUGAACAUUAUCUCUAAGCAGAUGUUUGUUUAUUUAAGAUAAAGCACAUAAAUGAAAACUGAAAUUCUAAGCCAACUUUUUUCCUACCGACUAUUGUUUUUUCAAGGAUCUGACGUGGAUGGGUAAGCGACAUGCAAUUGUUUAGUUGCUGCUGUAGUUGUCAUUAGUUGACGCAAAAGAACUUCUGAAAUUUCUCAUUACACAAAACAUUGUCCAGGCAUUGCAGAAACCGUUCAUGGGCAGGGAACCUGAAAGCCACGGUAGUGCGAUCACGAGUUCCUACGUAUCUGAGCUAUCUUUCUUUACAGUUAUUCAAAAACUGGAUUACUUGUCUGUGAUAUUUGAAUGUGAUGUAUCUGUAAGGAAACAUGAAUUAAUAGGGAUUCUAGUUGAAAAGAGGGGUGUGAGAGAUUUUUCAUGAAGCUUUGAUUGGAAUCUUGGAGGGACAAUUUGGACACAUAAGAGAAAGAGAGAGAAGUUUUGGUACCAGCUCCGUCCGUCACUGGUUCAUUGGGACGAAGUUGGAAGUGAGGGUUGCACGAAUUUCCCAAGAGAGGCGGAUCAAUCGGAACGAACGUCUUUUGUGCUAUGGUAUGGUUCUCACGAGGAGCGUGCGAGGAGCCAAGUCGGCGCAGUGGCAUACGUAAUAACGGGGUCAAAGCGCGUUGAUAGGUCCUCCGAUGAGCGAGGGCUUCUCAUUGGUAGAUUCUCCUGGCGAACGUAACGCUCUCUCACGGCAAACGAAAUUUGGAUUUUCGCGCUAUCCUCGUCCAAUGGUGUAUGUCGCGAGGGAAAAAAAGAGAAAGAGGAAGAAGGUCUUCAAAAAUGUUUGGAAUCAUUCUUCGUGGGAUGAGGAUUAAAUAAAAACGGAGAGUAGGAACUUUUGUCUGUCGAAGGAAUACUUAGCGAGAGUGGGGGGAAAAGAGGGGGGGGGGGGGGAAUGAAGUUCAAACCGCUCGUUCGUAGAUACGAGGACGAGGUUUGAAAGCGAAGCAUGCGCUUCAUUUUAGUGUGUAUUGUGUAUUUCUCGCAGGGCAAACGCUCUCGAGAAAGAUGUCGAAAAAAACUUGGGUUAUACAGCGCGAAGUAAGCAUCACCUGCGAUCACGACAAGAUGAUGCGUCGGUUCGGACCGCGCAACUGCGACCUUCAACGUCCUUGGCGGUGUGGGGAUCGGACGACGCGUAAUGUUUCGUUGCCGGCAGUCAUUUUUACACGCGAGACGCCUCCACACGAGGGUCGAAGCUCUCGUUGAUCGGGGCUCGGGCGCUUCGUCUUCGACCCGCACGUUCCUCGGGAGCUCCUUACCGAGCCCGCGAAUUCUUAAAUCGUGUGCACAUUUACUAUCUUCUGAACCCCUCGACAGUCGAAAGUUCAAAAUCGCGUAAAAAAUUGAAUUUUCCCGAGGGCGCGCUGGUGUUUGAAUUUCCGUCAAAUUUUUCGUUCCCUCAACGAGACUCGAUUGAUUGAGAAUAUUCGCGAGUGCGGCACUAUAUCGAAUAUGCACGAAAACAAAUCUGAGAGAUAUUGCAGAGUAGGAGAGACAGAAAGAGCGAGCGAGAGAAAAAGAUCAGCUCACUGUGAACGAAGCGAAGCGUAUCCUAUAUAGAGUACGCGUAAAGAAGAGUUUGGGUGCAGUGUGUCGCGUGAACUGCGCGAGUGACGAUUUGACGGGGCAGUGAAUUAGUUGACUUGCUUAUCUAUUCGUUUAUUCGUACUAUUCUUGUUUUUUUUUAACUUCCUACUGGAUUAUCGUCGACUUCUCCUGUAUUCGUCCUUCGUGCGCCUCUGAGGCACGAGACAAUCUCAACAAGGGAAUUUAAUUGGUGGAUUUCCGAAAUAAAUACCGAAGGGUCGAAGACGAGGGAAAACGUGGCAGAGAAAGCAGCCGUUCUGGGACGAACGUAACGACGUCGGGGCCCGAGGGGUCUUCGGAGGGAGAAAAUUCGUCGGCAAUGGGCAGCGCCGAUUCGGGAGGAAAAACACACAGCGGAGGUGGAUCCUGCGGUUUCGUUAGUUCGUUGUUCCCGAACAGUUGUCGAGGUCGGGCGGAGUCAUUCGCGCGACGUUUGCACCGGCGUUUAACCUCGCUCGGUGGUGAGGUCGUCAAUACGUCGGAGGACGAGGAUGACGAUUCGAUGAGCUUCGGUGGAAGGGGCUCGUCGAACGAAGUCAACGAGACUUCGUGGCUGCACGCCCCGACGAGCCAGAAAACAAUAACGACGACGAGCACCGGCAACUCGGCGGGGGCCGGAGCGUCGUCGGGUCCUCUUCAGAUGGAAGAUCGCGUGCUCGAUUCCCAGCCGCGUCACAGUCCCGAGUCCGAGGUUUUUUACGACUUCGACGUUGAGACUCAGGAAAAUGAGAAGGAGAAGAGCGAGAGCGACGGAAACGAGGACUACGCGACAACCUCCCCGGCGGAAAUAGCGAGCGAAGCGGACCUCGCGAACAUCUUUGUGAAUCGGAAGAUCGGGCGAUUCGAUCACGCCUGCAACGCGACGCAGCCGGAUUAUCUCCAGGAUUCGGAAUCCGGGUGCGUGUAUGCCUCGCCGUUGUCCGGUACGUCCCCGGAGACCGACAAUUCCGAGAUUUUCUUCGACCCCGAAUCCUCCGAGACGGAGAGAACUUGCGAAAACCAGGAUACCGGGACUGUGGAAAACUCACGGUCCAGUGGAAGCGGAUCGGUCGCUUCGGACGUCGUCUCUAACGAGGGAUCGACCACCUGCAAAAUCCGUAAACACCCGCUGCGACGGAGGCUUAAUCGUAACGUUAGAAACGACCCGGAGCACGAAGAGGACGACGACACGUCGGAGUCCAGCUCCUCCUCGGCCAAUCCCGAGCUCGACGAGACAAAGAUGAGAGUACCGGAAACCCGGUGCACACCGAGCCCCGAGGAGUCGCUCAACGGCAACAAAAGCUCCCUGGAGACGACGACCUCGCCCAGCCACGAAUCCCUCUGGAGUACCUUCGACGAGAGCACUCUCUCCCUGCAAGAUGAGCCCGGCGCCUCUCCGACGACGCCGGUUCCCCCGUGCCUCCAAAAGGCCCUAGCAAAGUCGCACUCGGACUCGGAAAUCACCGGGUCGACGUUGAACAACGUCGACGAGGUCGAUCACCUCGGCCCGGCUGUUCCGUCGUCGAACGGCGAUCAUUCGGAUUCGCACUGUCUCGAAAACAACAUUUCGCCGUACUGCAGCAGCAUCGACGUACCCGGUGCUCUCGUGCUCGAAUGUUCGACCGGCCGGAGGAUCGCAGCCUCCGAAAAGAGCCUCAAGAAUCAGGUUAAUCUUCGAAUAGAAGAUACGAACGGUGACCCCGAGACCGGGGACAUGACGCGACUUCUCGAGAGACUGGCGACCAGCCCGCACGUCCAUCACAAUCAAACGACGAUUGAUUCGAGAAAAUUUUACGCCGACGAGGAGAAGCUAACGGCAAACGGCAAAGCAGAAGACGAAACUUGUGGGAAAAACGGGACGGAGGAUGGCCAAGGCGGCGGCGGCGGCGGCGGCGGGGACGAGGAGGAGGAAGAACAGCAAAACGGAGCGGAAGGAGAAGAGGAAGAAGAGGAGGACGACAGACCGCAGCGAUUGCGACGAUGCUCGUCCCUGAAGACUGGAAAAACUCCUCCGGGAACACCCGGAAGAAAGAAAAUCGUCCGCUUCGCCGAUGUGCUGGGUCUCGAUCUCGCAGACGUUCGUACCUUCCUCGACGAGAUCCCGAAGAUCCCGAAUUCCGCGUACUCCGAUUUGAUCUACGACGAAACCUUCCACAAGGACAGCAGCCCCGUUAACUUUUGGGGCACCGGACCAGCGACUUUCACGACACCCUUGUUCGCCGCAACGAUGCCCCGGAGUCUUCCGAACGGUAUCAAACUCGACAGAAUAUUGGUACCAUUGUUUCAGCAACCGGGUGGCUCGUUAUCCUUCCUCGAUCAAGUACGAGAACGAUUAGUCUGCUUGGAAAACGUCGUCGUCGAGGACCCGAUAAACUUGGCCAUCCACGGUACCGUCAGAGUUCGCAAUCUUGAUUUUCACAAAUCCGUACACGUGCGUUACACUCUCGACAGUUGGCGAAGCUUCAGCGACCUGCAAGCCAUCUACGUUCCCAAUUCUUGCGACGGCUUCAGCGACAAAUUCAAUUUUCAUCUUUACUGUCACACACUAAAAAUCGGCCAAAGACUCGAACUAGCGGUACGCUUUCAGUGCAAAGGUUCACAGUACUGGGACAAUAACAGCGGUGUCAAUUAUUGCUUUCAGUGUUUACCCGCUACCUCGAACAAUACCGGUUACAUACCGAUAACGACAGCGACCAAUCCAACGGCCCCAACCUCGCAAUCCAUGCCCCACUGCAACCCCCACGAUUGGUCUCCAACUUUUUACUGAAUCAUUGAAAGAACGUAGGACAAUGGCGAAUUAAUCCGAAGUCUUCUCAUUCAUUCGAAUACUAUUGUCACAGUGACGUGCGAAGGAAACACGAGAGCAACUCUUUGAGCAACGAAUAUUCCUUCGACCUCGUUGGACCGUUUGUCCAACAUUUUACAUGUAUAGUAUAGAAUUAUUUUUUAAAAUUUUAAGAUUUUACCGUCUGCGUUAAAACAACGAACGAAAUACGAGCAAUUAUUGCGAUGAUAAUGGAAUUUUUAUCCACCACGAUGAUGGAGAAAAAUCGAUGCAAAGUACGGAGGAUGCUUACGACGAUGGUUGUGGUGGAAGUUGAAAAUGACGAUUGAGAUGUCGAUUAUGAUGACGAGGAAAAAUGAUGAUGACGACGAAAUUGAACAAAGUUGUGGUUACGUUCAACUCCUACGACGAAACGUUGACCGAUCUGAGCUGUGACGUAAAUUUAAAAAAUUUUAUUUUAUUUAUCGGUCAUUAUGAGAGACAUGACCAUGAUUCGUCGUAUAUCACGUUGAAAACAGCUCGGAUCGACAAAGUUUAGUUUUUUAUAGAUUAUAUAUGAAUAUUGUAUUUGAUUAUAUAUGUAUAUUGUCGAUUUAUCAGAUUCAGAACGAAUAGAAUACAAUGAAGCGGAGCGUGGUGGAUGAUGAGACGAAAAGUCAUGAAGCGUUACGAAGAAAAUACUACGAAUGGAACGAAUAGUUUGGGUCUGAAUAAGUGACCGAGGGGAGAAUCAGUUUAGCAACGUUUAUCGAGCUCGUGAGCACGAUUUGCCAUAAAUACCUCCGACUGUCUGUAGCUGCGUGGGGCUAAAUUGCUUGGUAAAUUUGAAGGGUUGUUCCAGGCUUGUAAUAUUUUGUGAUAAUUCAAAACAUUGAGCUGGACGAAGGGAUUAACGAUUUAUCUUGAGCCUUGCAUUGUUGUGGUCAAUUUAUUUGGUCGCGAUGCCAAAAAAUGCAACUUUUUGUCGACGUCGAUGGUACGACAGUUCGUGCCAUAUACGACAAAACUACAUUAACAUUUUCCCAAUGAUUAAUAAACGAAAAGGAAACUCGUUCAAAGUCUGAAAAAGUGGUAAUUCAUUGAACAUUGAUUCAAGCACGUCUCUGUCGCACAGAACUGAUAAUUGUUGUUAGUUUUUACACUUCUAUGAGAGAAGACUCGACAGAAAAACGAAGCGAGUGUUGCGAGCUCCGUUCACCGAUGCAAUACUCUUUACACAUGUUAUUUUUUGUUUUUUUUUUUUCUUCCUGUCGUAGUCGGUUGAUUGAAUGCGACUACGUAAGCCCCAAGCGUUAAGGGUAAAUCAAUGAAUUGUACGUCAAAUGAAUGGGUUACGAUUGUUAUUAUUUCUUCUGUUGUCAUUUAUACACAUAACUCGUAAUUAAGACUCGUUGGACUCGUUGUUAGAUCUCGUAAAUAACACGUUUUGUAGCCUCGUUCGAUGAAACUGUGUUUUUUUUUCUCUUUCAUUUUAUGUCCUCUUUCGACAACAACAAUUUAUUUAAAAGCUCGUUAUAACGUCAGUAGCUUUCGAAUCUUCAAAUAAAUAAUACGAUCGAACAAUGAAA